CCUAGUCUUAUUCAUUAUUAUGGGCUGCUGCUCAAGCGAUAAGCCUAAAUGGAAGCGAGAAAUAGUUCAUGAUCAUCGAUUUCAAAAUGUCAAUUUAAAUGCAUUUUAUAUGCCCAAUUGCACUUCACGCCUCGGUUAUUGUUUUGUCUUUUUAGCCUCUCUAAAAUCGUUUGCUGUCUAUGUGGCAGAUUUGUGGACUGCAGUUUCAUUGUUGGUGAUUGGACAGACAACCGCAACUCCCGCCAUUCCUACUGAGAUUUCAAAAUGGAUUUUCUUUGCCUGUAUUAUUGUCUCCUUCUUGUUGCUUUUAUGGGACAUGUAUAAGGCAAAUAGAAUACUGGCUACAGACAACAUUGCAUUGGCUUUCACAUCUGUCAUUACAAACCGAUAUUUAUCCAUGAAAGACUAUCGCUAUUACUGCUUAUUUCAAUCCAUCAAUCAUGCCAACAGCAAAGGUAUUGAACGAUACGCUUUUUUCAUUUUCUUUCAACUGAAAGGUUGGAAGCGUCUUUUAUUGGCAGAAGCACCUCGCCAAGUCAUUAACGUAGUAACAUUGGAAGCAUUAAUACCUGAAUGGCUCAAGAUUCGUAAUGGUCAAGUCAGUUUCGAUAAUGGUGUUUUAGGAGAAACAGUUAUUCAACAGAUCUUGACUAUCACCAUGGCUUUUUCUGUGGUCGUGUUUGCUAUUUCGUUUGUAUUGGUCUGUGCGGCAGCUGUAUUGUAUAUUCCUCUGUUGUGUCACAUUCGCGGUAAUUUGAAAGAAUAUUGCUGUCAUAAAGUGGAUAAGCGUAUUGCAACACUUUUGAACCAAGGACCACAGUAUCGAAUGGCAAAAAGAGGCAACAAGAAGUACGCCCGUGUUCCUGAAAAUGAAUCUUAUAUUGAAGAAAAUUACUUCCAGCGCCCACUUGCUGUUAAUAACAUAUCUAGUCCUGCUAUAUCCUCUUUUGAAAAGUCUUCCUAUGCCUCAAGAACUACAGAUACUAGCCAAGAUCACUUGUUGAAUAACACCAUUGAUCUUGAAUAUCGCCCUAGACCUGUUGCAAAUCACUUUCCUUAUGGCCAUCGUCCAGUCCAAUCUUACACACCUAAACUAAGUCAUACCAUUGGCUCGCCUACCAUGACAUCUCCAGAACUACCACAGGCUACACCUUCUUUUACGUGUAUAAAUGAACAAUACUAUCAAAACAAAAACUAUCCUUAUGGCUAUUAGUUUUUGGGUAUGUAUCUAUGUAAAUAACCCUAAAAAUGUAAACAAAUGAUCCUUUUUAUGCAAC
Messenger RNA from Gilbertella persicaria, 1277 nucleotides. RefSeq lists its product as uncharacterized. The transcript is spliced from 3 exons. Gene Ontology annotation, biological process: potassium ion transmembrane transport. Gene Ontology annotation, cellular component: plasma membrane. Bases 20 to 1213 code for a protein of 397 amino acids. Gene Ontology annotation, molecular function: potassium ion transmembrane transporter activity. The record is from RefSeq and is a predicted model, not a curated record. NCBI's taxonomy places the organism in Eukaryota, Fungi, Mucoromycota, Mucoromycetes, Mucorales, Choanephoraceae.